This is a messenger RNA of Cydia amplana, 1586 nucleotides long. Its product is annotated as aldehyde dehydrogenase X, mitochondrial-like. Gene Ontology annotation, molecular function: aldehyde dehydrogenase (NAD+) activity. NCBI's taxonomy places the organism in Eukaryota, Metazoa, Arthropoda, Insecta, Lepidoptera, Tortricidae. The record is from RefSeq and is a predicted model, not a curated record. The transcript is spliced from 11 exons. The coding region runs from base 58 to 1521 and encodes 487 amino acids.
UGCGGGAGACCAGAGCCGGCGGCGCACGUGUCACGAACAACUAACCUCAAUAUCAAUAUGUCGAACGUCGAGAUCAAAUAUACUAAGUUGUUCAUCAACAACCAAUGGGUGGAUGCUGUUAGCAAGAAAACUUUUCCUACGAUCAACCCUCAAGAUGAGUCUGUCAUAGUUAAAGUAGCUGAGGGAGAUAAGGCUGACAUAGACAUCGCUGUCCAAGCCGCCAAGAAAGCGUUCCAGCGCUAUACAGAAUGGCGCACCCUUGACGCCUCUCAAAGAGGUCGGCUCCUGUUCAAACUGGCUGACCUAAUGGAAAGAGACGUUACAUACUUAAGUGAGCUGGAGACUUUGGACUGCGGAAAGCCAGUGAAGCAGGCUUAUGGUGAAAUUAUUUGGGCUGCAAGUAUCGUGAGGUACUACGCCGGCAAAGCUGACAAGAUUCUCGGAAACACUAUCCCUGCAGACGGUGAAGUCCUGACAUUCACUCUCAAGGAGCCCGUUGGCGUAUGCGGACAAAUUUUGCCAUGGAACUACCCAAUCCCCAUGUUUAUUUGGAAGAUUGCGCCUGCUUUAGCUGCCGGUUGCACCAUCGUCGUUAAGCCUGCUGAGCAGACUCCUCUUACGGCGUUAGCAAUGGCAGCGUUAGUAAAGGAAGCCGGGUUCCCGCCGGGAGUCGUGAACGUGGUCCCGGGAUACGGGCCGACGGCCGGGGCUGCUCUGACCCACCACCCCGACGUCGACAAAGUUGCAUUUACUGGUUCUACAGAAGUUGGACGUAUCAUCAUGAAAGGAGCAUCCGCAGCGAAUCUUAAGCGGAUCACUUUAGAGCUCGGAGGCAAGAGUCCCCUGGUCGUCUUCAAUGAUGCAGAUGUUGAGAAAGCAGCCGAUAUUGCCCACCGGGCAGCUUUUGCGAACGCUGGUCAAUGCUGCGUAGCCGGUAGCAGGACGUACGUCCAAUCGGGAAUUUAUGACAAAUUCGUCGCGAAAGCUGCUGAAAUAGCGAAGAAAAGGAGCGUAGGUAACCCUUACGAAGAUGUUCAACAGGGUCCUCAGAUUGAUCCGGAAAUGUUUAACAAAGUAAUGGGAUAUAUCGAAGUGGGCAAGAAGUCGGCGCGUUGUGUUGCCGGUGGAAACCGUCACGGUAACAAAGGCUUCUUCAUCGAGCCAACCGUGUUUGCAGAUGUUACUGAUGACAUGAAAAUUUCGAACGAAGAGAUAUUUGGUCCAGUUCAGAGCAUUCACAAAUUCGAGACUUUUGAGGAGGUGGUGGAUCGCGCCAACAACUCCAACUACGGUCUAGGAGCCGGGGUCGUCACCAACGACGUCAAUAUUGCCCUGGCUUUCGUCCGCCACGUGCGAGCCGGCUCCGUGUGGGUCAACACUUAUGAACACGUCACCGCUCAAACACCGUUUGGCGGAUUCAAGGAAUCUGGUAUCGGGCGAGAGUUGGGAGAGGAUGGUAUUUUACAAUACCUCGAAAUCAAGACUGUAACCCUGAGCCUUCCAAAAAAACCUCUUCUGUAAGACCGCGGCGAAAAUGCACUUGGAUAUAAAAUAAUGUUAUCAACACUUUAAUUCUGUUUUAAGUA